UGAGCGCGAGGAAAGGAUGGGCGAGUUGUCGGAGUUGUUGUUGUUUGUGUAUGCGAGGUCAGCUCAUUUUAAACACUCGUAACUUCUGUAUUUCUUAAGAAGACCUCCCGAAACUAUUUUAUCAGAGUAUCAUGUACUCAACAAUUUAGUAUUUGACUCUGUCGGGCGGCGCUGUAAUCUCGUUUUGCUACUUAUUAGCCAAGUCAAGCUAACUGACAAAACACACCAGUAAUGUUCCCGGAAAUAAGCGUCGUGACCUUCAAUAUAAAAUGCACAGCGACACGCCAGAAGUUAGCUCUUUUAUUUUGAAAAUUCAUAGAAAAUUUGACUGAACGCUCUCAUUUUUGUUGUGUCGUGCUUGACACUAGUGUAACUACUGUAGUUGCACGCAUUUAGCUACGUUGUCUAUAACAGUCGUUAUAUCCUAUAAGUGGCUUUGAGAAAUCUGACUUUACCCGAACUUUGACGGGUUUUUUUCAUUAGCCGACAGCUGUAGCAUGUUAGACGCGUGUGCGGCUUUCUAGGAGUCUUUCAGAAAGAGUUGUCGUCGGGCCUGUUCGGGUUAUUUCCAUCACUGCCAUUGGCUAACAAGUUUCUAAACAGAAAUGUCACUGGAGGGCUAUGAGAGACAUCUGGACUCGAUAAGCUCGGAUUUGAGCAGCGGGUCUGUGGUCAGUGAGCGAGCAGCUUUAGCCCCUUUUACUGGCGAAGAGGAGAAGUUGCAUUACAUUCCUAUCCGGAUCCUGGGGAGGGGGGCGUUUGGUGAAGCGACUCUGUACAGAAGGACAGAGGAUAACUGUCUGGUGGUAUGGAAGGAGGUCGAGCUGAACUCACUUUCAGAUAAGGAGCGCAGAGAUGUCAUGAAUGAAAUAAGCAUCCUCUCCAUCCUGGAGCACAAAAACAUCAUAGCCUACUUCAAUCAUUUCAUGGAUAAAAACACUCUGCUCAUUGAGUUGGAGUAUUGCAAUGGCGGAAAUCUGUAUGAUAAAAUCGUCCAGCAAAAGGGGACACUGUUCAGCGAGGAGGUGGUCAUAUGGUACCUGUACCAGAUUACUUCAGCAGUGGCCCACAUUCACAAGGCUGGGAUCUUACACAGAGAUAUCAAAACUCUCAACAUUUUCCUGACAAAGACUGACCUUAUUAAGCUGGGCGACUACGGCCUCGCAAAGAAGCUAGGCUCCGAAUUUUCCAUGGCGGAGAGUUGUGUGGGAACUCCAUAUUACAUGUCACCUGAAUUGUGCCAGGGAGCAAAGUACAACUUCAAAUCUGACAUUUGGGCCAUGGGCUGUGUACUUUUUGAGCUCUUAACGCUUACAAGGACAUUUGAUGCUACGAACCCCCUGAAUCUCUGUGUGAAAAUUGUCCAGGGCAACUGGACUAUGGAGUUGAACUCGGAUAUUUAUUCAUCUGCAAUAGUGAAGCUUGUGCAUGAGUGUCUCGAUCAAGAUCCUGCAAAGAGGCCCACCGCUGAGCAGAUUCUCGACCAGCCAUUAAUUUCCUCCUGCCGACAGGAGCUUGAAGAGCGAGUUUGCCUGCUAAAUUCAGCCAUGAAGAAACCAAAGCUGAGCACAGUGAGCGAGAGUCCUGUCGCGGUGGUUACUCAACGCUCGAGGGAUGUGUAUUACUGGGGUGGAGGGAAGUUCACUCCUCAGAAACUAGACACGUUCAAAGCAGGCAGCAGUGCCCAGUAUGUGUGUGCAGGAGAGAACCACUUUGCGGUUGUGUCAGUGGAAAAGGAGCUGUAUACCUGGGCUAAUGUACAAGGCGGGGCUAAGAUGGUCGGCCAGCUAGGGCAUGGAGACCAGGCCUCGUACCGGCAACCAAAGAAGGUGGAGAAGCUGAUAGGGAAGGCUAUCCGACAGGUGGCAUGUGGGGCUGACUUCACUGCCUGUGUCACUGAUGAAGACCAGAUGUACAUGUUCGGGUCGGACUAUUAUGGCUGCAUUGGAGUCGAGGGCGAGCUGGGCAUGGAGAUUCUGGAGCCAGUUCUUUUGGAGUUUUUUGAGGAGCGGCCGGUGCGCCAGGUUUCCUGUGGAGACAACCACGUGGUGGUGCUGACUCAGAAUGGCGACAUCUACUCGUGGGGCGUAGGAGAGUAUGGACGUCUUGGCCUGGAGUGUGAGGAUGAUUUUAAUUCUCCUAUGCAAGUGGAGAUUCCUAAAGGUGCAACUAUCUCAUCAGUGUCGUGCGGCAGUGAUGGAACUUUCUUUUUGACCGAGAUGGGCAAAGUCUUAGCAUGUGGAAACAAUGAAUUCAACAAGCUGGGGCUGACUCAAGGAUUCUCUGGAAUCAAAAACCACCCCGGAGAGAGUUACCAGGGGAUCCCGUACAUCACCACACUGACCUUGGUAAAGCAGCUGUCUCGCUUCAAGAUCCGGACCAUAGCUCCAGGGAAGACACACACAGCUGCCAUUGAUGAACGUGGUCGUCUGAUCAACUUUGGCUGCAACAAGUAUGGGCAGUUAGGCGUGAAGGACUUCAAGAAACAUCAAUGUGUCCAGGUCCUCGUUGGCCCGUUUGGAGGGAAGAUAGUGACCAAAGUGUCUUGUGGAGAUGGAUUCACCAUUGCAGCCACAGAGGACAAUCAGAUCUUUGCCUGGGGAAACGCAGGAAAUGGGAGACUCGGGAUGCCUGCUGAUAAAGGAUUCGGCUCCGAGGUUUGCCCCGCCAUGCCGAGGCCAAUAUUUGGUUCCCUCCACCAUGUCCCAGACCUUUCUUGCCGUGGUUGGCACACCAUCAUCAUAAUGGAAAAAGUACUCAACUCAAAAACCAUCCGCUCAAACAGCAGUGGACUGUCGACCGAUAGGGGGCUGGCCCAUGAGGAAUCUCCAUCCACGUCCAUGGAUCUGGACAUCGAACCUGGUGCCGAGACGGAGUGUCGCGACAGGGGUCUUGGGGGUACAAUGGAGGUUAAUACAGAGGAUUGCUUCCUGGAAACUCCAAUGAUGUCAAUGGCGAAUCAGACCGGGGACAGCUCCUGCCCUCUGUGGCUGAGAAAGGAGCUCGAAGAUGCAGAGUUCAUCCCGAUACCAGACAACUCGGAGCCUCUCACUCCAGACCAGCUCUCUUCCUUCUCUAAGAGUGUUACUUUACCGUAUGAAGAACUGAAAGAGCUUAAAGCAGCUGCAGCAGCAGUCGGCAGCAAGAAGGACCUACCGACAAAACGAAUGAGCUGUGAUAAGGUGAACGGACUGGAGGAGACUGCUGGCUUGGCAAGAGGAGAGUCUUAUGGGUGUUGCAAUUCAAGUAGUGAGCUGACACAGCUGCGAGAGACAGUCGCCCGUCAAGAGAUGAGGAUCCAAAUGCUUGAGAAACAGAUCAGCGAGCAGCGGCUGGAGAAUGAGAGGCUCUGGGCGGCCAUCAAUCGUUCUGCGCUGCAAGGAGCAGUAUGUGACAGUAAUGGAAACCAUCCCUCCGCUCAUACGCCCAUGGAUGGAGGAAGAAGAAGAGGCGGGCUCACAAAUCACGGAGGCCGAUCUGCUGGGGCCAGCGUGUGAGGCUUAACGCACAGAUGUCCUGGCCAUGGGAGAAAUGUCAAACCCUCCUAGCACAUACUGAGUUGAGCAACGUGAGGUGGAAGGGCAGCAGAGACGUCAUCCUCAUUUCCACUCAGCGGUUACAUGACAGAUGUUAGCACAGUGCUAAGUUUCACGAUUACAUUUUAUUGCAUAUGUGUAAUAAUGUAACAAUGCAUCGCACACGCUCAGUGCGAGCCAGCCCGAUCCUCCAGACAGGAAAUGUUGGCUGGAUUCAACAAGAAGCAUCAGACCUUAACGCCUGGGAGAGACAAUCUGGUCAUAGUGUUACACUGCCACGUGCAGCAGACGGUAAGUCUGCACGUUUGGUGGUGUUUUUGUUCCGUUUUGGUGACGCUUCAGUCCUUUAGUGCCUCAGAUGUUAGUAUUUAUCAAAUACCAGGUAAGGCUAGCUUAUGCAAAUGUAUCCAAAGUGUUUGUAUAUGCAAAAAGUUGUCAGUCUGUAUGCUGGCAACUUCUUCCAAAGUAAAAACAUAACACGUGCAUCACGUUUUGUUCCACUUUUUACAUUUUCAUUUCUUCUGAUAUUCCUAAAAGGUGAAAGCGCUAAACAGAACUCAGCCUCGAAAACUCUUUUGGUGUUUAUCGCACAUUUUAGCGAUUGCAAACUUAUUCGAAUUAAUUCAUGCAAACAUAUACAUACAGCUUAAAUUGCAUGUUUUAUUGUCGUAUUAAGAGCACUUGUGUGAAGCAAAAAAAACUACUGAUUCUUUUUUCUUUUUAAAUGCGAGUUAUUUUUCCUGUUUUCUUUGUGACACUGAACACUUGAACAGUUUGCGUAAAAACAAUUGUGGUCUUUCAAACAUUUAUUCUGUAGUUGAACAUGAAGCUAUAACAUUUUUUUGUUUCUGUUUUUUUUUUUUGUAACUGUUUUGUCUCUGAAACUUUUUGAAAUUUCCUCAUUUUUUGUUUGCAAUUUUGUCAUUUGUGAAAGCAAAAAUGUUUAUAUUUCAUUUUUCUUUUUUUGUAGCUCUGUUGGGUCCGUUUAUUGUCAUGUUAUGAGCUAUACACAUGCUUCAAAUAUCAACUGUGUAACUCCAGAGUAUUUUUUUUUUAAUGCUGAGGGAAAAACAUCAUACAUUACAGAGUGCCUUAAGCUAUUGAAAUUUGAAUUUGUGCAUAUAUGACUGCUGUGCCUUAAAUUGAUUUUUUUUUUUUUGUGUGUGUGUGUGUGUGUGUGUGUGUGUGUGUGUGUUCAGUUUUUAAAAAUACGGUUUACUUUUUUUUUUCUUUAAAUAGUUUACCAAAUACUGCUGGGAUGCAACAGUUGUAAAAAAAAAAAAAAAAAAAACUCUGCAUCUCGCCCAGUCACUCUGUUUGUCUAUGCUUUGUGCACAAGCCAUAAAUAAAACUGUUAUCUUUCA
Molecule: messenger RNA, 4900 nt
Organism: Oreochromis aureus
Lineage: Eukaryota; Metazoa; Chordata; Actinopteri; Cichliformes; Cichlidae
Gene: nek9
Product: serine/threonine-protein kinase Nek9
Exons: 23
Coding region: 606-3497 (963 amino acids)
Biological process (GO): protein phosphorylation
Cellular component (GO): centrosome
Molecular function (GO): ATP binding; protein kinase binding; protein kinase activity
Source: RefSeq, a predicted model, not a curated record